CCCCCACUUCCCUUCAUCCGCUCGCGCGCGGCAAGAUGGCGGCGCUGAGCAAGUCCAUCCCCCACAGCUGCUACGAGAUCGGGCACACCUGGCACCCGCGCUGCUCCGUCGCCGUCCUACAUGUUACGCAGGGUGCGCUGGCCGAAUCCCUCCGCAUCUACGGCACUCUGUACCUGAUUGCAGCUAUUCUCAGGAAACGAAAACUUGACUAUUAUUUGCACAAACUGCUACCUGAGAUCUUGCAAUCAACUUCCUUUCUGACAGCAAAUGGGACCUUGUAUAUUGCUUGCUUUUGCAUUCUAAGGAAACUACUUGGAAAAUUCUACUUUUGGUCUCCUGGCUUUGGUGCUGCUUUACCAGCUUCUUAUAUGGCUAUUCUCAUCGAAAGGAAAAGCAGGAGAGGUCUCCUCACAAUUUACAUGGCAAAUCAAGCCACAGAAACGUUGUUCCGAAUGGCAGUAGCAAGAGGAGCAAUCACACCAUUAAGACAUGGAGAAGUCCUUUUGUUCUGCAUCACAUCUGCUCUGUUCAUGUUCUUUUUCAGGUGCAAAGAUGGCUUGAAGGGAUUUACAUACUCUGCACUGAAAUUCAUUGUAGGGAAAGAAGAAAUCCCCACUCAUUCAUUUUCACCUGAAGCAGCAUUUUCAAAAACAGAGAGAAAAAUAAAGCCUUGUGAAAAAAUAUCACAGCGAAUGAACUUGUUGGUUCUAACAAAAAAGCUGAUGGACAAAGUGUGCAAACAUGGCCCAAGGCAUAGAUGCUGUAAACACUAUGAAGAUAAUUGCAUCUCAUAUUGUAUUAAAGGCUUCAUUCGGAUGUUUAGCAUUGGUUACCUGAUCCAGUGCUGCCUUCGGAUCCCAUCUACCUUCCGUCAUCUGUUUACAAAGCCAUCCCGGCUACUUUCACUCUUCUACAACAAGGAAAAUUUCCAGCUUGGAGCUUUUCUGGGAUCUUUUGUCAGUAUAUACAAAGGUACAAGCUGCUUCCUGCGCUGGGUACGGAACCUAGAUGAUGAGCUUCAUGCACUUGUAGCUGGGUGUCUAGCUGGAAUUUCUAUGAUGUUCUACAAAAGUACUACUAUCUCUAUGUAUCUGGCAUCCAAACUAGUAGAGACAAUAUACUUCAAAGGCAUUGAAGCAGGGAAGGUUCCCUAUUUUCCUCAUGCAGACAGCGUCAUCUAUGCCAUUUCUACAUCAAUAUGUUUUCAGGCAGCUGUCAUGGAAGUUCAGAACCUGAGACCUUCAUACUGGAAAUUCCUUUUACGACUAACAAAGGGCAGGUUUGCUUUGAUGAACAGGAAAGUUUUGGAUGUAUUUGGUACUGAAGCAUCCAGGAACUUCAAGGAUUUCACGCCUAAGCUUGACCCAAGAUACACUGUUGUACCACCAGAGCUACCUCUGGAGCUGUCAUGAAAAUAAUAGUAUACCUUGUCAUUGAAUGUGACCAGCGUUUUGUCCUGAAAAGUUGAAUAACUUAACAGUAAUGUAUAUGGAGGAGGGCUUUGGCUCCACUUCAGUAUUAUUUCAAUGAGAAAUGCUUUUUACCAAUCAAAAGUACUGGAGCUUUGUAGGAAGGUGUGGCUUAGUGAUUAAGCCUCUUCCACGUACAGAACUUAUUUCUGGGUUACUGUAGUUGGCUGACAGUAUGGUAGAUUCCUGAAUGAAUUAAACAAAUGAGUAAUAUAUUUAGAGAAGUACAACAUACAUAAAACACAAAUAUGCAUCAUAAUUUCAAAAAUUUUAUUCAUACCAGUAGAAUACUUGGUAAAACUAAAAGUAAUUUUGAAGUUAGAAGGGAAAAUGUAUGGCAUAGGUUAGGUCCAGAAUUUCACCUGAUCUUAAACCUAUUGCAGUCUGGCGAAAAAGUCUCCUUGGCUUUCCCAAUUGCGUUGCUGAUUUAUCUCAAAAGAGCCACUGCCCACUCAUUAUUUAAAAGGACAAUAUUUUUACAGAGCUGUGGUUGCAAAGUAAUGCAUUCCUUAGUGAAAAAAAAAAAAAAAA
This is a messenger RNA of Phasianus colchicus (ring-necked pheasant), 2000 nucleotides long. RefSeq names its product transmembrane protein 135 (gene TMEM135). NCBI's taxonomy places the organism in Eukaryota, Metazoa, Chordata, Aves, Galliformes, Phasianidae. The record is from RefSeq and is a predicted model, not a curated record.